UCGGGUGCAGCCAAUCGUGGGCAACGCUGCUAGUUAUCAGAGCAGAAUGGGCUGUAGUUUAGUGAAAUAGGAAAGCUGCAAAACACUGUGGAGUGUUCCCGUGUAAAUAAAAAGAGGAAAAAAAAGUUUCUCAAGUCACCGCUGCACGACGUCGGGCCGGCGCCGGGGCGGGGGUCUGCGCUCUCCCGAGCGGCCGCGCGCUGGACUUUAUUGUGCCGCAACAAGCCCCCGUUCCCAUUGUUUGUGUUUUUUUCAAAAUAUGGCAAAGGUUCAGGUGAACAAUGUAGUGGUGCUGGAUAACCCUUCUCCUUUCUACAACCCAUUCCAGUUCGAGAUCACCUUCGAGUGCAUCGAGGACCUGUCUGAAGACCUGGAAUGGAAAAUUAUCUAUGUGGGCUCUGCAGAAAGUGAAGAAUACGAUCAAGUUUUAGACUCUGUUUUAGUGGGCCCUGUACCUGCAGGAAGGCAUAUGUUUGUAUUUCAGGCUGAUGCACCUAAUCCGGGACUCAUUCCAGAUGCAGAUGCAGUAGGUGUAACAGUUGUGCUAAUUACAUGCACCUAUCGAGGUCAAGAAUUUAUUAGAGUUGGUUAUUAUGUAAAUAAUGAAUAUACUGAGACAGAAUUAAGGGAAAAUCCGCCAGUAAAACCAGACUUUUCUAAGCUUCAAAGGAACAUUUUGGCAUCCAAUCCCAGAGUCACAAGAUUCCACAUUAACUGGGAAGAUAACACAGAAAAACUGGAAGAUGCAGAGAGCAGUAAUCCAAACCUACAAUCACUUCUUUCAACAGAUGCAUUACCUUCAGCAUCAUCAAAGGGAUGGUCCACAUCAGAAAACUCACUAAAUGUCAUGUUAGAAUCCCACAUGGACUGCAUGUGACCACCUGCCAUCCCUAUAGUACAAAUUAAGCUAUAAAAACACACAGAACUAUUUCCCUGAAAUUCCGUAAGUACAUAGUCAAGAUACAAUGUGAAGAAUUUGUUUAAAAAACAUCCUGUAGAAAGUUUAUAAGAAAACCAGUAUUUGAGCAAAUUGUGGAAUAUAAAUACAACUAUUUUUAAGUAAUUUUUUUCUCUAAUGUGUUAUUUUAUUCUGAAACUAAUCUGAUUAAAACAUAUAUAUUAUUUUCUUUUCCUCUAUAUGUAAUUAAAGCACUUAUAAAAAAAAAUGAAUCAUUAGACCAGGUUGUAAAGAUGUCUUAGCCUCUUGGACAAUAAUCUUUGGACCACUAUUUUACUAAUCUUUGAAAGAACAAAGUUAACUUCAACUAAAAUGUGUCUUCCUGUCAUAACACAUAAUUUGGUUUGAUUUAAGGGGCAAGUUUUCAUUCUUUUUACGGCAUGCCCUUAAAGAAGGGAUUUGAAGUCAACUGUAUGCUACCAAGAACUCUAGGAUCUGAUUUUCCAGGCCACCUUGAAGCCUCUUAUGGCUACUGUUCAGUUCAUAUGAUGUCAGACAGCAUUCAGUUUGGUUUCUAAGACAACAAAUGUGGUUAAUUGUUUAUAAGGUCCUCUGGCUAUGAUUUUUGUUUUUAUAACAGUUCAGGACAUCAGAACACUCCUUGAAUCAUACAUCAUUAUUACCCAGUGAAUUCAGCAGGUCAAGAGCAGAUACAAACUCCCUAAGUUUAAGAACAGGAGAGUA
This is a messenger RNA of Balaenoptera musculus (blue whale), 1642 nucleotides long. It is a transcript of the gene ASF1A, whose product is annotated as anti-silencing function 1A histone chaperone. Gene Ontology annotation, biological process: DNA replication-dependent chromatin assembly. The coding region runs from base 260 to 877 and encodes 205 amino acids. Lineage: Eukaryota; Metazoa; Chordata; Mammalia; Artiodactyla; Balaenopteridae. Gene Ontology annotation, molecular function: histone binding. The record is from RefSeq and is a predicted model, not a curated record. Gene Ontology annotation, cellular component: nucleus. The transcript is spliced from 4 exons.